AUGUCGGCUCUCAGCACCUCCGCUUCUCUAGCCGUCGAUUCCCGGCUCGCCCUCGCCGAUCAGACGGUGUUCAAGGGCCAACCAGUGACCGUCUCUGUCGCUGCUCCCGCCAGAAAGACCGUCGCGACGAGCGUGUCGUGCCGUGCCGAUGGCGACAAUAAGAAUGCGACGCCCAAAUUCGCGGCUCAGCUCGCUAGAGCCGUCGUUCCCGCUCUGUCCUCCGCGAUCUUCGCCGCGACCGUGAUGGGCAUUGCGCCGACAGCUGACGCGAUGCAGAGCUAUCUCCUCACUGGUGGCGUCGCCGCCGCUCAAGCAGAGGAGGUCGCUGUUGUGGAUGAGGCCGCUUUAAACACGCCUGAGGAGCGAGCCCGGCGGCUGGGCGAGCUGCUGCGCAAGAAGCGCGAGGAGCAGGAGGCGAUCGCCGCUGCGGCGCGCGCGGAGGCGGAGAAGAAGGCGGCGGAGGAGGAGGCCGCGCGGAGAUUCGCGGAGGAGAAGAUCCAGGCGCAGAGGCUCUUCGUUAAGCCGGAGCUGAAGCCGUCGAGCACAGUGGCGCCGCCCGUGAAGGAGGUGAAGCAGCAGGAUGCGAAGAAGAAGAGCAAGCGCGGCGGCAUGCCGCUCUUCGUGUCGCAGUUCGGCGUGCUCGCCGCGUUCGGCGGUGGCAUCGCAGCUCUCUUCGUGCUGCCCGAUGAGAAGUGGAAGGAGAUCGAGGAGGGUCUGGAGGAGGUGAAGGACUUUGUGGUGCCCAUCGUGGACGACGUUGUCAUCCCCUUCGCUGAAGCGACAUGGGAGGCCACCCAGGAAUUCGUUGAGACCGCCAAGCCAUACGCCGAAGCUGCGAUUGACGCUGCCAAGCCUGUCGCCGAGGCAGCCCUGGAAGCCGCCAAGCCCGUCGCCGAGGCAGCGUUGGAAGCCGCCAAGCCUGUGGCAGAGCAAGCAGUGGAGAAGGUGAAGGAGCUUACCGAGCCUAUGGUAUCGCAAGUGGAGGAGCAGGUGAAUAAGGUGAAGGACGUUGCAGGGCCGGUUGUGAGCCAAGUGGGUGAAUCGGUGGAGAAGGUGAAGGAGGCAGCAGGGCCGGUGGUGAGCCAAGUGCAGGAGAAGACUGCUGAGCUCAUCAAGUCUGUUGAAGGCCCUCCCUCCAAGCCCAACGCCUGA
Molecule: messenger RNA, 1152 nt
Organism: Closterium sp. Naga37s-1
Lineage: Eukaryota; Viridiplantae; Streptophyta; Zygnematophyceae; Desmidiales; Closteriaceae
Source: the annotation of a GenBank genome assembly